AUGAAGCUCAUCUCGCCUGCUGUCAGGAAACACUGCAGGAAAAGAAUACAUUACUACCUGCUGAUGAUCAAGAAACACAUUAAACAUCUUCCCGGCUAUGAACAAGCACUAGGCGAGUGGCUCCAGCAGAUCCCUGGAACAACAUCCAAGAUCUCUGUCCAGAAGAGCGCAGUCCUAGAAACAGCUAAGAUACUGCGCAGGACCCUCAAGCUCCCAGGCCUCUGUGAAGAAGGGACUCUGGGAGACUCUGACACACUGAGGGAGAACAGCCGUGUGGUGUCUCUGAAGCGUGUUCAGCUCCAACUGCAGCUGCCAGCGGUCUUCAUCGUCCUCCUCCUCGCUCCUGUGUUGACCAGCUGCACGGAGCUCAUCCAGCCAAGGGACUGCAGCGACAUCCGCCGCCAGAACAGAAGCCAAAGCAGCGGCGUGUACACCAUCUAUCCCCUUGGAGAAAGGUCUGCGGUCCAGGUGUACUGUGACAUGGACUCAGAAGGAGGAGGCUGGACGGUGUUCCAGAGGAGGAUGGACGGCACGGUGAACUUCUACAGACCCUGGGAUCAAUACAAGAUGGGCUUUGGUGACGCUGCUGGAGAGUACUGGCUCGGUCUCGAUGUGAUCAACAUUAUGACAUCCAAGCAAAAAUGUGAGCUGCUGGUGGACAUGGAGGACUUUGAAGGGAAGAAAGUGUUCGCUCGUUACUCUUCAUUUAAGGUGGAUGCUGAAUGUGACGGAUACAAACUGACUCUUACUGGAUUCAAGGAUGGAGGGGCAGGAGACAGUCUGAGUGCUCACAGCGGACAGAAGUUCUCCACAUUUGACAAAGACCAGGACAACUGGAGUGGGAACUGUGCCAAAACAUAUCUGGGGGCGUUCUGGUACAACAACUGUCACUUUGCAAACCCUAACGGGGUUUAUCGUUGGGGGGCUGAUGGUAGUAUCUUUGCUGUUGGUGUGGAGUGGUACCAAUGGAAAGGUUAUAACUACUCCCUGAAGACCAUCAGCAUGAAGAUCCGUCCUGUGCAGUAA
Messenger RNA from Pelmatolapia mariae (spotted tilapia), 1026 nucleotides. RefSeq names its product microfibril-associated glycoprotein 4-like. The transcript is spliced from 9 exons. Gene Ontology annotation, biological process: elastic fiber assembly. The record is from RefSeq and is a predicted model, not a curated record. Lineage: Eukaryota; Metazoa; Chordata; Actinopteri; Cichliformes; Cichlidae. The coding region runs from base 1 to 1026 and encodes 341 amino acids.